This is a messenger RNA of Lingula anatina, 2235 nucleotides long. RefSeq lists its product as uncharacterized. Lineage: Eukaryota; Metazoa; Brachiopoda; Lingulata; Lingulida; Lingulidae. The record is from RefSeq and is a predicted model, not a curated record. Gene Ontology annotation, molecular function: serine-type endopeptidase inhibitor activity.
AGAGCCUAUAUAAGGCGAGCGUUUUCCAACCUUCUUCAUUUGUGUUAAUCCGUAUCCGAAAUACAUAUUUUUUGAAACACAGGUGGACAUUUAUGAUUAUGAAGAUAUUAGCUCUUUGUUACGCUUUCGCGUUAUUUGUUUUUGCAACUGCAGAGCAGCAGCAGCAGCAGCCUCAAUGCAACCCCCCUUGCUCAACAGGUGAGAAAUGUGUUCUUCAAAGAGUGCAGUGUGUCAGGUUUCCCUGCGAUCCAGUUCCCGUGUGUGUCAAGGAUCCUUGUAACGGUUGCAAAGGUCUUUGCACCUCUGAGGACACUUGUGGAACGCCAUGUGACGUGAGAAGUUUUUGCCUCCCACCGCCGCCACCAACAGGAUGUGCGGCAAUGCUGUGUGCCGUGGGCCACAGGUGUGUGGAGGGUCCAGAUGGACAAGGGAGGUGCUUGCCUUCCUGCGCGCUGAUUGACUGUCAACCUGGAUAUGACUGUAUUGAAGGUCCCCUUGGCGGGAAAUGUGUUCCGGUAACGUGUAAGGUGACCGGUUGUCCGAAAGGAGAAAAGUGCGUAUCGUCGAAUAUCUCCGGGUACAGAUGUGUCUCCACGUGUGCUAUCCGACAUUGCGCUGAGACCCAGGUAUGCAGCGACACGCCGACUGGAGCAGUGUGCGACGAUGCCGAAUCCUGUGAUCAAGUCACGUGCAACCCAGGACGACGCUGUGUUGGCGGUCCAUUUGGCAGGGUCAGGUGUGUCGACACAUGCGCGACCAAGCGCUGUAUGCCCGGUUUUAAGUGUGUAGAGUCCCCAUUCGGAGCGCACUGUGUUGCUUUAACGUGCAGAGACCUGACAUGUAGGCCAUAUGAGAGAUGUGUGCAGCUUUCAACUGGAGCAAAAUGUGUUGGAACUUGCGCUCUAGUGCGAUGUGCACCCGGAUAUAAGUGUGUGGAGUCUUCAUCUGGAGCAAAGUGCGUGCCUCUAACGUGCAGAGACCUGACAUGUAAGCCAUAUGAGAGAUGUGUGGAGCUUUCAACUGGAGCUAAAUGUGUUGGGACGUGCGCUACGGUUCGCUGUCCCAACUGUAUUGAGACGGAUGAUGGACCAAAGUGUGUGCCACUGCCACCUACUUGUAACACUAUAAAAUGUCGUGAAGGAGAAACAUGUGUAUCGGGACGAACCUUCGUUUGCAAGAAGCCACCUUGUAUCCAGCCGUUUCCAAAAUGCGUGCCUAUUUGCGAGGCUCCAAAAGAUCCAGGACCCUGUAAAGCAGCAGAGCAGAUGUACUACUACAACUCCAAAUCCAAACAGUGUGAACAGUUCGUUUACGGCGGUUGCCAAGGGAACGGUAAUAGAUUCCGCACCAAGGAGGAGUGUGAACAGACCUGUAUCUUGACAUGUAAUGAUCUAAAAUGUCCAGUAGGCCAGCAAUGCGUCCAAGAACCGAUAUAUUGCACUCAUGAAUACAUGCCGCCUUGUCCCCAGCCGCCACCAAAAUGUGUUCCUAAGUGCAAAGGUGGCAAAGUGUGGAAUGAUUGUGGCUCCCCCUGUACCAAGACGUGCAAGGACCCAAACCCAGGUUGCAUAGAGAAGUGUGAACCAAAGUGUGAGUGCCCCGCUGACAAACCUAUCUGGCAUCGUGCUCGUUGCAUUGCUGCAAGUCAAUGUCCAGUCAAAGAAGACAGACCAUGUAAACGCCCUGGUGGCGGUUAUGACAACCCUCUGAGGAUCAACGGCCGUCAACUUUGCUGUGGAUUAUGUAUGCCAAGAGAUGAAUGCCCUACUGGUUAUUACUGUGACAUUCACCCAACUGAUCGAUAUGCGGUGUGCUGUCCAAACCGCCGAUAGAUGGAACUGUGUUGCAGGACAUACUGGCUAAUUUAAUUUUUUAAGCAUUCCUUUUUUACAGUUAAUAGAUAAUUAUCGUGGCUUUAAGCAUAACACACGGAGUGUGAUUUAGAUGACUGUAUGUGUGUGUUUUAUUUGGGGCAACAUUCCCCGUUGAGCUUAACCAAAUUUUUAUGUUUGUAUUUAUUGAGGUAUAAUAUUGCAUCUUUGUACUUUUGUGUCGCAAUGAUUGAUUAAUAUGAUGAAUAACUUUUUACAUGAGUUUGUGUUGUGAACUUGCUUCAAAAGGAAAUGGACAGGAAAAAAAUGGUUAUUAUUAUUCACUGAAAGUGACAAGACACUUCUUUCUGGUAAGUUGCUGCGAUUUAUAGUGCGGUUACAUUUAAAGACUUUAGACAUAUCU